Molecule: messenger RNA, 1424 nt
Organism: Zea mays
Lineage: Eukaryota; Viridiplantae; Streptophyta; Magnoliopsida; Poales; Poaceae
Exons: 2
Coding region: 244-1146 (300 amino acids)
Biological process (GO): regulation of DNA-templated transcription
Molecular function (GO): DNA binding
Source: RefSeq, marked provisional
CCCACCUCCUCGCCCUCGCCCCCUCGCUUUGACCCCCCUCACCCGCGAAGCUUCGUCUCCUUGACCCCUCCUCCCCCUCUCUCUAUUUAUCCCCCUCCCUAUCCACUCCCCGCCCUCUCCAAGACCAAGACCAACACCACUCCACUCCCUCCAUUUCCCUCACCUCCCGCAGCAGCUAGCCGCCAGCCAACAACCGAACCAACCAACCAACCCACAGGCCACAGCGAGCGAGUAAAGCGUCCAAUGGUAGCGAUGGCGGCCGUGCAGCAGCAGCAGCAGCAGCAGCGCCGCGACGCGGAGGCGGAGCUCAACCUGCCCCCGGGCUUCCGGUUCCACCCGACGGACGAGGAGCUGGUGGCGCACUACCUCUGCGCGCGCGCCGCGGGGCGCCGCCCGCCGGUGUCCAUCAUCGCCGAGGUCGACCUGUACCGCUUCGACCCCUGGGACCUGCCGGAGCGCGCCCUCUUCGGGCGCCGCGAGUGGUACUUCUUCACGCCGCGGGACCGCAAGUACCCCAACGGCUCCCGCCCCAACCGCGCCGCCGGGUCGGGCUACUGGAAGGCCACGGGCGCGGACAAGCCCGUGGAGCACGAGGGCCGGACGGCGGGGAUCAAGAAGGCGCUCGUGUUCUACCACGGCAAGCCGCCGCGCGGGGUCAAGACGGAGUGGAUCAUGCACGAGUACCGCCUCGCCGAAGCCGGCGGCGCCCGCGCCAAGAAGUCCGGCGCCGGCACGCUCAGGCUGGAUGACUGGGUGCUGUGCCGCCUGUACAACAAGAAGAACGAGUGGGAGAAGAUGCAGCAGCAGAAGGAGAAGGAGAAGAAGGCGAUGGAGUCGGAGGCGUCGCUCUCGCACUCCCACUCCGACACGCGGACGCCGGAAUCGGAGAUCGACGACGACCCGUUCCCGGAGCUGGGCUCUCUACCGGCGUUCGACGACAUGGGCGCAGCCCCAGCCCCUGCCGGCGUCGUCCUGCCCAAGGAGGAGGUGGAGGACUUCGGCGACCUCGGCGGCGACGACUGGCUCGCGGGCAUCAACCUCGACGACCUGCAGAUGCCGGGGGACGCCGCCGAUUUCUACGGCUCCAUGCUCGUCUCGCCGAUGGCCGCCAAGAUGGAGCCGGACGGCGGCUUCCCCUUCUUCUGAGAUCCUUCGGCGACUCCGGGGACGACCGGAUGCAGCGCAACGCAAACUGUGUAUAGUUCAGAUUUUCUUCAUGGAACCAACAACAACAAAAAAAGUUCUUGCUAAUAUCUUGUUCUAGUGGUGUAGUGCAGAAGUAGCAGCAACAUGAUUGAAGUUCCAUUGUAGUACUGAUGUUCAUCGCCACUUGAGCUGUGACAAGUGACGACAUUCUUUCGUUUCUUGGCUGCAAAUUCUUCGUUGUCCAGAAUAUAAUUUCAGAUGGGUAAUGCCAAUUCGGG